This is a messenger RNA of Gaeumannomyces tritici R3-111a-1, 757 nucleotides long. RefSeq lists its product as hypothetical. The record is from RefSeq and is a predicted model, not a curated record. The transcript has 2 exons. Lineage: Eukaryota; Fungi; Ascomycota; Sordariomycetes; Magnaporthales; Magnaporthaceae. Bases 275 to 475 code for a protein of 66 amino acids.
CACCAACACAUGUACAGGUGCAAGGAUCACCGGUGUCGACGAGAGCCUCGCCUCGAAGUUUAACAAGAUGUAAAGGGGAAACUCGACUCGCCAUCGCCACUAACAGGAGCAGCCGACUUGUAUAAAGCCAGAGUACACGACCUCAACAUCUGCCUCUUUUACUUCUUCAUCCUCAUCCUCAUUCACUCCCUCAAGCUACACCGUCUCUACUUCCACUUCAACAACGACGACAACGACAACCACAGUCACACAUCACAAAGCAACAACCGCAAACAUGAAGUUCUCCACCGUCCUCUUCUUCGCUGGCCUGGCGCUGGCCGCCCCUGUCAUGCAGCAGGAGACGACCGACGUCGCCGUCCAAAAGCGCGGGCUGAGCUCUGAGCCUGCCGUCAUUGUCGCACGACAGAGGAGGCUCCCGCCGCCGAGCGAUCCCCCCAGGGAGUGCCCGCCCCGCCCCGUUGGUGGCGGCUGUUAAUGAGCCGGGCCCCAAACCCGCUACCCUCGAGGUUCGGCAACGGCCUGCGAGCGCUUUUCUUGUUUCCUGUUUCUGUUGGGUCCAGAUUGGGGACGUGCACCUGGGAGGCGCUGGGCGGGCCCCCGGCGAAUGAAGGGAUCUGUGGUCUCUUGAACCGUAAGGCCACGGGCGGGAGAGUGGUGGAAUGGGCGUUACACGAUGGACCUGCUGUAUAUAACGCUGCACAUGAUGUACCCUCGUCAAAUACAUCACUUCCGGCCUUGGGCACAAUACAAGGAGUUG